CACACACACACGUGACCUCCUGAACUUCAACAAGACAAAACCUGACGUUUCCUGUGCAGAGUCAUACAGAAAAAUAGUGAUAAAAGUGUGGGCACUACAAGGCAGCCCUUGAAACUUGUAAUUCUAGGUGUGUCCUGUAAUACGUUUCAUUCAUUUGUGAAUGGUCCCUGACUCAAAGCUCUGUAAUGUUCCAGACAAGAGGACGGACCCAUGGCUGCUGGUCUACUCCCCCGUGUCCGUGGCACUCAUCUUCCUGGUGUACCUCUGUGUGGUCUGGGCCGGCCCUCGUCUGAUGAAACACAGAGAACCCUUCGACCUCAAAGUCUUCCUCAUUGUUUACAACUUCGCCAUGGUCGGCCUGUCGGCCCACAUGUUCUAUGAGUUCGUGGUCACAUCAUGGCUCUCCAACUACAGCUUCCUCUGUCAGCCUGUAGAUUACAGCACCAGCCCGCUGUCAUUGAGGAUGGCCAAAGCCUGCUGGUGGUUCUUCUUCUCCAAGGUCAUAGAGCUCGCUGACACGAUCUUCUUCAUCCUGAGGAAGAAGAACAGCCAGCUGACCUUCCUUCACGUUUACCACCACGGCACCAUGAUCUUCAACUGGUGGGCGGGCAUCAAGUAUGUUGCCGGUGGACAGUCGUUUUUCAUCGGCCUGGUCAACACCUUCGUUCACAUUGUGAUGUAUUCUUACUACGGCCUGGCUGCCAUCGGCCCUCACAUGCAGAAGUACCUGUGGUGGAAGAGAUACCUCACCUCUCUGCAGCUGCUGCAGUUCCUGCUGUUCCUCUUUCACACCGGCUACAACCUGUUCACAGAGUGCGACUUCCCCGACUCCAUGAACGCGUCGGUGUUUAGUUACUGCGUCACCCUCAUCAUCCUCUUCAGUAACUUCUAUUAUCAGAGCUACCUCAACAAGAAGAAGCAGAAAUAAGAUGCAGUGGGUGGGAAAAGGCCGAACCACACCGGCACAAAGAAUAACUAGAAACAACAGACCUCAGAAAAUAACCAAACUAUGUGACAGCAGACAGCAAACAGCAGACAGCAAACAGCAGACAGCAAACAGCAGACGGCAAACAGCAGACGGCAAACAACAGACGGCAAACAGUAGACGGCAAACAGUAGACAGCAAACGGCAAACAGCAGACAGCGCUCCCUAAAAACAUUCUUCAAGUCUGUUAAACGGGAAUCUUGAUGGUAUUGUGUGUUUGAAAGUCCUUCAUGUUUCCUCAUGUACAUGUGCCAUAUUGUCAUAGAUUAUUGUAGUACCAUGGUCCCAUCUCUGGUAACUAAGUACAAAAUACAAACAAAUUAUUUUAAUAGUUAUAUGUGCCUUUAGGGACUUUUAUUGAAUUAGCGGUGUAGUUUGAUUUGUAGUGACCUCAUUGUAUAUAAUGGUUUAAUCACUACAUUGUGACUAGUCUAGACGUUUUACAAGCAGUAAGAUGAUUGUCAUGCGUAUUACCAUGGUAACAAUGUCAUGUUAGUGGACAAAAAGUCCAGAGAGUGUAACUUUGGAUAAUAAAGCCCAAA
Molecule: messenger RNA, 1527 nt
Organism: Anarrhichthys ocellatus (wolf-eel)
Lineage: Eukaryota; Metazoa; Chordata; Actinopteri; Perciformes; Anarhichadidae
Product: elongation of very long chain fatty acids protein 4-like
Exons: 7
Coding region: 161-928 (255 amino acids)
Biological process (GO): fatty acid elongation, saturated fatty acid; fatty acid elongation, polyunsaturated fatty acid; fatty acid elongation, monounsaturated fatty acid
Cellular component (GO): endoplasmic reticulum membrane
Molecular function (GO): fatty acid elongase activity
Source: RefSeq, a predicted model, not a curated record